Diplodia corticola is the source of this 1254-nucleotide messenger RNA. Its product is annotated as vhs domain-containing protein. Gene Ontology annotation, molecular function: ubiquitin binding; phosphatidylinositol binding. Gene Ontology annotation, cellular component: actin cortical patch. The coding region runs from base 1 to 1254 and encodes 417 amino acids. Lineage: Eukaryota; Fungi; Ascomycota; Dothideomycetes; Botryosphaeriales; Botryosphaeriaceae. The transcript is spliced from 2 exons. Gene Ontology annotation, biological process: actin cortical patch localization; endocytosis; actin filament organization. The record is from RefSeq and is a predicted model, not a curated record.
AUGUCGUCCCCCGCAACGUACAUUUUGCUGAAGACGUUCUACUACCUGCAGAAGAAGCCGUAUUCGGCUGUAACGGUCCAGAUAGACCGCCUCACGAGCGAGCAGUACGACGAGAAUGACCUGGCGGGCAUUGUCGACCUGGUCGAGGUUAUUCGCAUUCAAGAGUCAGGCCCGACGGAAGCCGCACGUGCAAUCCGCAAAAAGCUGAAAUAUGGCAGCGUGCACCGCCAGCUUCGCGCGCUGACUAUUCUCGAUGGCUUGAUUCAAAACGCUGGGCCGCGGUUCCAGCGUGCAUUUGCUGACGAGCCCCUCCUUGAGCGGCUACGUAUCCUCGCUCGCGACGACAUGGUCGACGCCGAUGUCCGGGCGAAAUGCAACGUUCUUUUCCGGCAAUGGGCUGUUGCAUACAAAGGCAAGCCGGGCCUUGAAAGAAUCGCCGCACUCUACAAGCAACUGCCCCAAACGAGAAGGCCCCAGCCGCAUCAGUCCAAGGUGAUCAAGGAGACUGAAGCCGACGCCGAUAGCGUUCCGUCUUCACCCAUUACCGACAGUCGCCCUUCUCACAGCUCUUCCAGCGCUGCAACUUCGUCGACAAAGGUUUCGUUCACGCCUGCUGCGCCCGUGAGCACGUCUUCGUCCUUCUUUAGCCACAGAGAGAAGAAGCACAAGAAGUCCAAGUCGCAGCCAUUCAACCUCGAAAGGGAGAAGCCAAAGAUGAUGGAGACCAUAGCCGCAGCAUCCGUGGCCAGCACCAACCUCUUGAAUGCCCUUCAGCUCAUCAACCGCGAGCAGCAGCGUGUGUCGGAGAACAACGGAGUCGUCAAGCUGUUCGACAACUGCAAGCAGCUGCGCCGGCAAAUUCUGCGCUACAUCCAGCUCGUUGAGUCGGACCAGUGGAUUGGCAGUUUGUUGAGCGCUAACGAUGAGCUCGUAAAGGCCCUUAUGUCGUAUGAAAUUAUGGACAAAUCAAUCUCAGAUGACAGUGACUCUGAGACCGAGGCGCGCUCUGUGCGCUCACCAGGGUCUCCGACCUCGCCUACGGCCGCUGCAACCGAAAAGAUGGCAGGCCUGAACUUUGGAGAAAGCCCGCCACCGAAGCCGCCGAGGCCUGGAAAUGCCCCCACGCCUUUUGGCAAGCAGAGAGUGGAGGAGAGCGAGAGCGAGCCGGAAGAGGAAGAGGACGAAGACAACCCGUUCGCAGACAGGAACGCGGUCAAAACCCCUUAUACGGACUCUGGGGAGAUGAAAUGGUGA